GUAAUAAUUGUUUAAAAUCUGAAUGGAUAAUUAAAAAAGAUAUAGCAGCAACAGGCGAAGUUAAAUGCACCGACCAAUUCAAUGGCGGCGAUAUCGUUCUGCUCGCUCACAUUCUCCUCCAUCAAAAUUAACCCCACAAACCUUCGCAACAAUUUUGGCAUCAACAAAUUCCCAGCAAAACUUGUCAUUCGUGCACAGCAGGUGAAAACAGAGCUCCCCACAAAAUGCAACAAAGCGCUGGCAGCAGCGGCUGCCAUUUGUGUUGUGCUAAGCAGCCAGUCAUCCAUGGCAGGGGAGAUGGUAGAGGAGUUCUCCAAAUACUACGGAACAGCAGCCAGUGCCGCCAAUUAUGGUGGCUAUGGCGGCAAUGCGAGCAAGAAAGACAGUGCAGAGUACACUUAUGACGUUCCCAGUGGCUGGAAAGAGCGCCUUGUCUCCAAAGUGGAAAAGGGCACAAACGGUACAGACAGUGAAUUUUAUAACCCUAAGCGAAAGGCUGAGAAGGAGUAUUUAACUUUCCUCGCUGGAUUUCGAACCCUGGCUCCUAUGGACAGCGUCUUGAACAAUUUGUCACUCUCCGAUGUCAAUUUGCAGGAUAUUAUAUCGAGUGCCAACAGUGUGAAGUCCACCGAGAGGAGGGGGGCGAAUGGACAGGUUUAUUAUGAUUUUGAGAUUGAUAGUCCGAUGGCGCACAGCCUUAUUUCGGUGACGUGUGCCAAGAAUAAAUUGUACGCGCAUUUUGUUAAUGCGCCGGCCCAGGACUGGACGAAGGACGAAGCUAUGCUUAAGCAUAUUCACGAGUCUUUUUCCACUGUGGGUAUGACUGAUUCUGCCUAGGUUUGAGAAUUUAAGCGCACCCAUUUGAAGAAAUUUGGGGUAAUUGGCUGUAAGUUGCUCUUUUGUGCAGAGGGUUUGAUUUCAACUCAUAAGGUGAUAUGUUGUAUUGUAUUACGUGGUUUUAAAGUAGGCUUCUUUUCUAACUGCUGUAAAUUGAACUCAGAGAAUUAUAAGUUCUAUUAUAUUAUAUGGGAUUCAAUUAAGGUUCGUUUUGAGCCCUUGAAGAUUGAA
This is a messenger RNA of Cryptomeria japonica (Japanese cedar), 1068 nucleotides long. Its product is annotated as thylakoid lumenal 19 kDa protein, chloroplastic. The record is from RefSeq and is a predicted model, not a curated record. Lineage: Eukaryota; Viridiplantae; Streptophyta; Pinopsida; Cupressales; Cupressaceae. The transcript has a single exon. Bases 82 to 837 code for a protein of 251 amino acids.